UGUCAUCUGCAAAUUUUUAUAAGUUCUGUUAAAUGGCCGUUCCCAAGUUGAAAGAAAUAAGACAACACAUCCUUUAAAAAUGUAAUAAAUGUAUAAUUAAAAAUAUAACCCCCUCGUACAUAACAAAAAAACAUUCAGUUUAAUGUGAAAAUAUGUGUGAAAUAAAAACAAUGUUCCGUUUUAAAUAAGAAUUGGUUGAAGAAUUAGUGUCGAUUUCAGUGCACCACAUAAUAAUUCAAUCGUUUCUGUCAGCAACUGUAUUUGUGCUCUAAAAUGGUACCGUCCCCAGAACAACACAAUGAACCAAAAGCACCUGAUAAAAAUGACAUUCAAAAAACAAAAUUGACGGAUUUACAGAAGCAUGAGGCAAGAUUUAAAAAUAUCCCAAAAUCGAACUCUACUGAUUCACAGGAAAAGAAAGUGUCUGCUCUCGAUGAUGGUCAGUUACGCGAUCUUCUAGAAGAAGCAGUUAGCUAUAAAUGUCCUAAAGAUCGACUCGGAAAAAGUCCGUUGUUUAUGGAAUUACUUCAACGAGCUGAAGCCGAUGAACGUAAUCAAAGGGCAACAAAUGCCUCGGGCUCUCAAGUAGUACGACAUUAUAAUACAGCAUAUUCACAAAGAAAUCGAAAUAAACACUCAAAAGAAACCUCAGCAGCUGAACGAAACAGUCACGGGGGCUCAUUACAAAAUCUAUAUCAAGUAAAUGAUCAUACAACAAAUCGUAAAGCACGUAAAAAAUCAUCGUCAGUAAGUGCUAGACAACGUGAAGGUGGUUCGUUACCUUCAUGUAAUAUUGUACCACUGGAUAAAAUUGAUAAAAUCACAUUCGAAAAACCAUCAAAAAUGGAAACUAGUCAUGUACAAGCAGCCCAUGCUUUAUCAACAAAAAAAUCUGAAUAUACCGCUAUUGAUAUUUAUAAUGCUGAACCGGAAGAAACUCAAAGUCUGAUUGCAAAUGAUGUAUUAAACAAUUAUCAUGAAAACGAUGUCGAAAUGAAAGAUCUCAGUAUUGAGAAUGAUACAUCUAUAAACGAAUUAGAUGUAAUACAAACACAAAUCUCACGGAAUAAUAAUAUACAUUACACAACUCGAGCAAGCUUAGAAAUACUUGAUUCUAGAAAAUCGAAUAAUAGUUUAGUUGAUAAUAUUAAAGAUUAUUCAUCUGCAUAUAAAGAAAUUGAUCAACGUAAAAUUACGAAUGGUUUUGAAACGACCCCGAUACAAUUAAGUAGCAAUUAUAAUGCUGUUAAAUCGGUUAUGACUGACGGUCAAACUGAUAUUAGUAGUAUACCAUUUAGUCGAACAAAGAGUACUAAGGAUUUAAUUGUAAAUCAAUCGUCGAGUGUAUUAAAUAUGUCGCAACGAUUAUUCCUAGAUAAUAGUAAAAUUCCUAUGUUUGGUGGUGUUAAAGAUACAAUUGAUAAGAAAACUUUUGAUGAAAAUGGAAAUGCUGUAAAUAUAUCUAGUAAUAACGAAGCACGUAAAAAGAAGAAAACUCAACCAAAAACCGAUCGAAACGUAACAAUCACAAAACCGGAAUUAUUCAAAGGAUUUUGUGGUGAUAAAGAUGUUGAUUCAUUAGUAAAAUUUAUAGAAGCAACGAAUAAUGAUAAACAUCCAAAUAAAAAUAAUAAACAUGUCGUAAAUAAUAUCAACACAAAAACACAUAAAAAUGUAACAAAUUUUAGCAAAGAAAAUGAAAACGAACGGAGUAGUAAAAAACGUUCAACGGAACGUCGCACAAAAGAUAAGUCAGAAAAAUUAAAAAAGUCUAAUUCGUUAGAAGAAAUAUCAAAAACAAAGUUAGAAGAUUUAACAAGUGAAAAGAAUGAUACUAGUAAUGUUUCAUUACGUCAAACGAAAAAACAGGCAACAUUUGAUGAUGAAGUUUUUAUUGACCAUAAAGGUGAUCGACAUUCAUGGGGAACGGAAGAAGGUCAACAAUAUUAUUGUAACGAUAACACCGCAUCAUCAGAUGGUGAUAAAAAACGCCGUGAUAGCAGUAAAUCAGAAAAAUCAGUCAAACCUGACGUAAUUAAUACAAAUACACCAGAUAUUAUGUCCAUCGAUAGUAUUGGGUCAACGGAAGCAUCAGACUUUCAAAUUGUCACGAAGAAAACAAAGAAAAGUAAGAAACGAAGAAGUACGAGUGGUGGUCGCGGUAACUUAUUUAACGAAGAAGGUAGACGAAAUAAUUAUUAUCAACGAGAUAAUAAAAAUAAAUUUCAAGCGCAUGAUCAUUGUGACAGUGACAUGAUAUACUUAAAUAACUUCCAAAACACAUCUCCAGAUCAUCGACGUAAGUCCACAUGUUCAAUGCCACCAUCAGAUAAAAGUAAUGAUUCAAGUGAUUUAGAUUCCGUACAUUCAUUACCCGUUGAAUCCACAUCAAUGAAAAUGUGUUUACAACAAGUGUCUACAUCCAGUGGGGGUACUCCACAAGCCUCGUAUGCUGACAUAGCAAAGAUGGCGAAUGUACACACAUCAAGCACCUAUUCAACAAAUUACAGUAUUGUCGAUAUAAAAAAUGCUGAAAAAUGGCCAACUGUAAGCAAUAAUAACAAUAAUAAAACUCCACCAUCAAGUGGUGGAAAAAUUCAACCAAAUGUGAUGUCUGUAAAAAAUUACAAUUUUCCCGACUUAAUAAUUGAUAAUUGUAGUAAUGAUACAUGCAAUUAUUUUAGUUUAGAUAAUAAAAUAUUUCAAACAGUUACAGAAAUUGAAGAGAAGCAUUUAAGUGAAGCCAAACAUAAUUUUAUAAAAUUAAAGAAUGGUAAAACGGAUGUGUCAUCAACAAAUUGUAGGAUAUUGCAGGAUCAAUAUCCUGCAUUAGAAAAAACAAUUAAAACGGAUGUGAAAAAUAAAAAAAAUAAUUCACAAAAUAGUGACAAAAAUAAUAUAAAUAAUAAAACUAAAUUGAAUAAAAAUAAUAAUAGUUAUAGUGAAGUUCCAACUGCAAAUAAAGGCUGUGAUAUUGAUAAAAAGUUAUCUAAUGCUACUAAUGCUAUAAACGCAACUAGUCAGGAACUAAUAUUACCAAAUUCAAAUAAUAAACAACAACAAAACAAUAAUCCUACAACACCUAGUCAUAAAAAAAGAAAGUCACAUUCAGGGACCACAAACAGUAAUACAAAUCAUAGACCAGCGGUAAUUAUUUUAAACGAUACGGAAAAUAAUUCAAGUGGUAUUACAUUUGGUUUUGAUAUCAAUGAAAAAUUACUGCUUGGUGACACAGACAGUAAUGUUGUGAUGAACGGUGACUGUGAUGGUGGAUUUGAUGUGGAUAAUAAUGAAGUUAUAGUGCCUACGUCUGCUGCAGUGUCGUCUGUCAGUAGUGCCUCGUGUAACAGUAUAGUGACUGUUGUUGAACGUGAACAAUUAUCAUCAACAUCAUCGUCUUCGUCAUCACAAUCAACAACAACGUGCUGUUCGACGGAAGAUUUUACUGCACGGUUUGUUGCACCAACCAAACUCGAAGAUACAAUUAAUUAUAACCACGAUAAAAUAGUUACAUUUGUAGGAUUAGCCUGGGAAGACAUUGUAAAUCAACAAAAUGGUGGCAAGGUACAAUAUUACAGUGGACAAUGAUCAAACCAAUACUUCCGUAAUAAAAUAUAAUUAGCGACACUUUAGUUAAAAAAAACGCUGAUAAAAUAAUAUUAAUAAAAAUAGACUAAAAAA
This is a messenger RNA of Chrysoperla carnea, 3681 nucleotides long. RefSeq names its product probable serine/threonine-protein kinase DDB_G0282963. The transcript has 5 exons. Bases 274 to 3588 code for a protein of 1104 amino acids. The record is from RefSeq and is a predicted model, not a curated record. NCBI's taxonomy places the organism in Eukaryota, Metazoa, Arthropoda, Insecta, Neuroptera, Chrysopidae.